Messenger RNA from Mixia osmundae IAM 14324, 2736 nucleotides. RefSeq lists its product as uncharacterized. Lineage: Eukaryota; Fungi; Basidiomycota; Mixiomycetes; Mixiales; Mixiaceae. The transcript has 4 exons. Gene Ontology annotation, molecular function: protein binding; chromatin binding. Gene Ontology annotation, cellular component: cohesin complex; synaptonemal complex. The coding region runs from base 24 to 2420 and encodes 798 amino acids. The record is from RefSeq and is a predicted model, not a curated record. Gene Ontology annotation, biological process: mitotic sister chromatid cohesion; replication-born double-strand break repair via sister chromatid exchange; synaptonemal complex assembly.
CUGCGCAGCGCACAACUGCCGCCAUGGACGAGCUUCUUCAUUCCAAGAAAGGCGCGCUGAGCCGGGUAUGGCUCGCUUCGCACAUGGAGAAGAAAUUAUCAAAGCCUCAGUUCUUGACCUUGUCGAUCAGCGACUCUGUGCAAGCGAUCCUGUCGUCCGACCUUCUGCUACCCGCCGAGCAACAGAACACGGCGAGAUCGUCAGGCAAGCGUCGAGCGCAGGAUGAUGAGGAGCUCCAGGCGACUCCUAUCGGCCUCAGGAUCCAGGGACAGCUCUUGCUCGGUCUCGUGAGGGUCUACUCCCGCAAGGCUCGCUACCUCAUGGAAGACUGCUCAGAGGCGCUCGUCAAGAUCAAGCUCGCUUUCUCGACGGUAGCCAUGCAAGCCCCUGUCGUCGCUACAGAGCCUGCCGGUACUACGCAAGCAAGCCAGCUUGGCGGUCUUGCUGGUUUGGGCACCAUGCCCGCCAUCGAGAUGGACCCAGACAAGAUCAAGGCCAAGCGGUCGGCGAUCACGCUCGACCUUGCGCCUGUUGACCCACUGCAAGACUGGCUCAUGACGCAGCCCAGACCACCAUCCUUUCCCUCCACUUCUUCACAAUUGACGCAAGCAAGGGACUUGCAAGCUGAUCGCGCGUCUAUCACCCUGCCCGAUACGCGGGGUUCUUCGCCUCUCUCGUUCCGAUCUGGACGCGACUUUGGCCGCUCUGCCCCUCGAUGGGGAUCUCAGGACUUCUUCUCCGACGCAAGCCAGUCAGGUGACCGUGCUGAUUCGUUCGCCGGGGGUGACGGUGACGAGGAAGAGCUCGACCUUGGGCUCGCUGACCACGUCUCCGAGAAAGAAAGAGUUCGACGCAACAGAGAUAGACGAGCUGAUCAAUUACGCGCCCAAAGAUUGGCUCAGCGCGCCGGCGGCAGUCAAGCUGAAGCUGAUCAGAGCGAGGACAUGGAGGUCGAGCUCGGUCGUGAUGCUGCAACCCAUCGUUCCGAUCGGUCAUCCAUACUGUCUGAUGUGGCUCCGUUCAAGGGCGGUGUUGAUCCUUAUGCCAUCGACGACAACGAGUAUGGCCAAGGCAGCGACGGCUCACGAUCUGAUCGUGGUGGCUUCGAGCUCGAGCCUGAUCUCUAUGGCGACUUCGAACAAGCUUUGCGAGCACAAACCCCUCGCUCCGAUCCAGCUCAAGCUAGUCUAUCGGCACUCCUCAUGACGCCUAGAACGGCGGCUCAGCUCGCCAAAGUAGCCUCACCUACAAAGACUACCACGCGCAAGCGAGCGGCCACUCGACCCGGCAAGCUUACCAUCGACGAUGAAAUCGAGCUCGAUGAGACCUCUCAGGGCGUCAUAGGUCAAACAACAGAUGAACAGCGACGGGCUCGCGGUAUCAUCAUCCAGCCAGCUUAUCUGCCGCACUCGGCGCUCGAAGCACGGCUACGCGAGAUGGAAAACAACCCUACGCGCUUCUUCUUGCCUCGACCAAUUCCAGGCCAGGAAGGAGUCUUCAUGUGGCCUCCAGCAGGCCUGCUUGCUCCUGAGCUUCAGCGAAUGUAUACGGUCCCCUCAAAGCGAGUUGGCCGAGCUAGCGAGCUCGCACCUGCUCGGAAACGUCAGCGUUCGUCCGAGGAUGGCUCGGACAGGGAAGUCGAGCUUGGCCGUAAUGCACCACCGACGGGUGCUCGUAUGAGCGACACGCGCUCGCAGGAUGGCUUCGCGCAGCUUGAUGUAUACGAUGACUUUGGCGACAGUCCUACGCGGCCUCGUUUCGAUGAUGGCGGCUUCGAGAACGAAGACAAUCUCUGGAAUGAUUACCCUGAUGUCACGCUUGAAGGACCCGAAGCCGCUGCAGCUGCCAAAGAAGCUCAGCUUCGUGCUGCAAGAGCAUCGACUCGAUUGCUCACGCCCACUGCCGGCGACACGGAGAUUAAGUUGCCCAAAGGCGAAUCAUUGCUCGAUGUGUUUGAUGAGGCCGAUUCAACUACAGCCAGCCAGCUGCAUAGCUCGCCGUAUGGUUCACAGCAGACUCCCUCCACGCCUCGUCGGCGCGCCCCGCAGACUAUUGACGGUACGCCUGCCAGCCAAUCUCAGACGACCUCUACCGGUUCCGUUGUCAGCAAGAACACCAUCAAGGCUUUGCUGGUCUACCGACACGUCUUGGGCGAUACCGCCGACAUCACAGCGCCCAAACAACUGUCCGUGCAAACUGUCGCUUCUUCGGCCACUCGCCAUGCAGCUUCAGCGUUCUUUUUUGAGACCCUUGUGCUCAGCAGCCGGGGUGCCGUUCAGCCCAAGCAGGAAUCAGCUUACGGUGACAUCACCGUGAAGGCCAAGCCAGAAUUCUACAAUAUGCUAGCAUCCCUCUCGCUUGAGUCAAGCGGGUCAGUGGCAGCUUCCCAAGGCAAGCUCAGUACGCCUGUUGUGGCUUGACAAUUGCGCAGCGCAAGGAUAUCCCGGAUGACAGCUUGUUCGCUUGUUGGAAUGCAUUAUGUACUUGUAGGAUGAGCGUCGUCAUACAACAUGGCAGCGAAGUUUUAGCGCAGUGAAUGAGAUCAUGUGUCGAAAUCAUGAGGCAGACGACGCGCUCAGGUAUAGAUCUCGAUAGUGGCAGGAUUGACGGCCACAGAGACACCCAGCAGGUCUUCCUUGCUGAGAAAAUCAAUAGGCAUCUCGACGAGGUGGCCUCUGACGCCGUCGAGUUCUUCUUUGACAGUCUCGAGACUGACGCCCUCUGCGACGUGGCCAA